AUGGCGCUCGUCCACUGCUCGUUCCAGCGCUGCGUCAACCUCGCUGCCCCGCGCACCGACAAGUGCCAACUGCAUCGGUUUCGAAGCGUCUGCAGCGUGCCCGACUGCGUAAACCAAGUCUACGCCCGGCAUCUCUGCGUGCGCCAUGGCGGCAAGCGAACGUGCCAGCACCCAACGUGCUCGGCCAACGCGCGGUCGGGUCUCUUCUGCACCAAGCACGGGCGGGCCCCCGAGUCGGCGCUCUGCACGAUCAGCGGGUGCACCAAGGCCGCCCACUUGCGCCGGCGCUGCAUUCAACACGGCGGCGGCAAGCCGUGCCUUGUCCCGACGUGCAGUGCGAACGCGCGGGCGCGCGGCGUCUGUUGGCGCCACCGCUUCAAGCCACAGACAGAGCUCUUCGGGCCGUUGGCCGACCCCGUUGAGCUCUCAGAGUUCGAGCGCGGUGAACUCGUGUCGCUGCUAGAAGACUGGCUGGCGCUCGAGGCGGCGUUCAAUGACAACGCGACGACAGACGAGGCGGAGAGUGUCUCUUCCUCGUCCAAUUCGAUCGCUUCGUUAUGGACACGACCAGAAUAG
Molecule: messenger RNA, 576 nt
Organism: Saprolegnia parasitica CBS 223.65
Lineage: Eukaryota; Oomycota; Saprolegniomycetes; Saprolegniales; Saprolegniaceae
Exons: 1
Coding region: 1-576 (191 amino acids)
Source: RefSeq, a predicted model, not a curated record